AUGGGGAAGGUUCGCCUGAGUUGCUUGCCACAGCUUAGGAGGUUCCCAAUAGAAAAGACAGGGGGCUUUUUAAAACUGGAAAGAAGAAAAACAGGGGAUAUUCUGCCAUGGGUGUUGCAGUGCUGUGGCAUGGCAGGUGCCAUGAUAGAUAUGGCAGACGGUGUCAUACAAUGGAAAAUAACAAGUGGUGACUGGCGAAGUGGUCCAAAAACACCACGUUAUGGUGUUAUGGACAUUACUAGAAAUUAUAUAUACUUGAAAAGCUAG
This is a messenger RNA of Sphenostylis stenocarpa, 267 nucleotides long. NCBI's taxonomy places the organism in Eukaryota, Viridiplantae, Streptophyta, Magnoliopsida, Fabales, Fabaceae. The record is from the annotation of a GenBank genome assembly.